This is a messenger RNA of Syzygium oleosum, 3118 nucleotides long. Its product is annotated as probable protein S-acyltransferase 19. The coding region runs from base 356 to 2557 and encodes 733 amino acids. Gene Ontology annotation, biological process: peptidyl-L-cysteine S-palmitoylation; protein targeting to membrane. Gene Ontology annotation, cellular component: Golgi apparatus; endoplasmic reticulum. NCBI's taxonomy places the organism in Eukaryota, Viridiplantae, Streptophyta, Magnoliopsida, Myrtales, Myrtaceae. The transcript has 9 exons. The record is from RefSeq and is a predicted model, not a curated record. Gene Ontology annotation, molecular function: protein-cysteine S-palmitoyltransferase activity.
UGUCCCCCCUCCCCUCUCUCUCUCAUCUCCUUCCUUCUCACUCCGCAUCUCCACCGCUCCCCUCCUUUCUUGAUUCCAUGAAUCCGCAGCUCCUCUCCUCCUCCUUCGUCACGGCCGUAGUGCCGGCGGACCUCGUCGCGUUGCAGUAGCGGGCGCUUGCUCAGUGGCCGGAGCGGACGGCAUUAUCCCGUCAACGAAGGGGUCAUUAUGGCUUUGACUCGGUAAAGGAGCUCUCUUUCUGUGUGUGUGUGUGUGUGUCUCUCUCUCGCUCGGUGGCGGGGCUCGCGGUGGGCGUGUUAGGGUUCUCGGUUCGUUCGUUCGUUCGUUCGGCGGAGAUUUUUUGUGUCUUGCGGAAAUGGCGAGGAAGCACGGAUGGCAGCUGCCCGCCCACACUCUGCAGGUUGUCGCAAUUACUGUGUUCUGCUUACUGGUUAUCGCCUUCUAUGCUUUUUUUGCACCUUUCCUUGGAGGACGUGUGUGGGAAUACAUCUUGAUUGGCAGUUACACACCUGUGGCACUUCUUGUUUUCAUUCUUUAUGUCCGGUGUACUGCAAUUAACCCUGCAGAUCCUGGCAUUAUGUCAAGAUUUGACCCACAGUCCAGAACUAAAACUAACCAGAAUAAUGGGUUGUCUGCAAUGGACCCUUCUGGAAAUCUUGAUGAAGUUGGUGCUGGUGUGCUUUCCUCUCCAUCAUCAGUUUCCAAAAGUUCCAUAGCGCCAACUUAUACUAGUAAGAAAGUCUUGGAUGGAGAUGUGGAGAGAGUAGAUACUUCUUCGAAUCCCACCCCCAUCGCGAGGAAAUCUGGUUGUAGAACUGGAGGAAUUUUGUGUGCUUUAUUUGUGCGUGAAGAUUGUCGAAAUGAGAAUGGUUUGACUGAGCAAGAGGGCACUGCUGAAGAUGCUUUGUUUUGCACACUGUGUAAUGCUGAGGUUCGCAAGUUCAGCAAACAUUGCAGAAGUUGUGAUAAAUGUGUGGAUGGUUUUGAUCACCAUUGUCGGUGGCUUAACAAUUGUGUGGGACGGAGAAAUUAUGUCACUUUCAUAUCUCUCAUGGCCUUUAGUUUGCUUUGGCUUGUCAUUGAGGCGGGAGUUGGAAUUGCUAUCUUUGUACGUUGCUUCGUUAAUAAGAAAAGUAUGGAGACUGAAAUUGUUGACAGGCUUGGAAAUGGUUUUUCUCGGAUCCCUUUUGCAUCAGUGGUGGCUGUUUGUACUGCAGUGUCUGUGUUGGCUUGUGUACCUUUAGGUGAACUUUUCUUCUUCCACAUGAUACUGAUUAGGAAGGGAAUUACAACUUACGAGUAUGUGGUGGCAAUGAGGGCCAUGAGUGAAGCACCUGCAGCAGCAUCCAUAGAUGAGGAAAUUCCUAAUGUGCUGUAUUCUCCAUCAGGAUCUGCUACAACUGGCUUCAGUGGUGGCAGUUCUCUUGGUUUGCAGUACAAAGGUUCAUGGUGCACCCCUCCAAGAGUUUUUGUGGACUAUCAGGACGAAGUUAUACCUCACUUGGAGCCUGGGAUGGUUCCAUCAACUGUGGACCCAGAUGCAGCUGGAAUUGUAGACAGAGGGCAGAAGGCUCUGAAAAAGCCAGUUCGCAUUAGCGCAUGGAAGCUCGCCAAAUUGGAUUCUCAUGAUGCCAUGAGAGCAGCAGCCAGAGCUAGGGCAUCGUCCUCGGUAUUGCGACCUGUUGAUGGUCGGCGUUUACAUGAUACUGAUUUAAGCUCUAGUGAAAACAUUAGUGUGAGAAGUAGUGUGAGCACCGACAUGGGGGCCAAUAAGGAAAUUAAAAACGAUCUGAGGAUGCCUCAGGUUAGGAACUCGUUUGCUCCUAGUCAGGGUAGCCAGGAAGAGAGUGAAUUGUAUACUCGAAGUGCAAGUAGCAUGAGCAGUCCGAGCCAUGUUCACGAGACUGUUACGCUUAGCCCUCUACCGCAAAGCUAUGGUUUGGGUGUUUCAGUUCCUGGAAUUGUUCCUGAUCGGCCUGUGACUUCCGGGGCAACUUAUUCUGGUCUGAACAAUCCAGUAACAAAUCCUGGACUAGGAUUUGAUAAUAAAACGGUGCAAAAGGGAAGUAGCACUGACCCAUUACUUCUAUCGGCUCCAGCCCACUCUAUUCUUAGAGAUGUCAAAAGGACAUCAGUUGUUUGGGACCAAGAAGCAGGUAGAUACAUCUCGGUCCCUGUAUCUGCUUCAGAAGCUCGAAAUAGAUUAUCCAAUCAGACCUUGACAAAGCCAAAUCCUAGAGUAGAAAAGAGCAGUUAUGGAAGACAGCUUCCGCAGCAGGAAUCUUCAUCUUCUGAGGCAGUAUCGUCAGUGCAGCAGGCAGAGAAACUUACAUACACGGGGGAUUCUAUCUUCUUUGGUGGUCCACUUUUGAGCGUCCCAGUAAGGGAUAAUUUGAGAGCCGAAGGUAGUCAAGGUUCUAGAGAGGCUUUCGAGAGAGUGGCACUGAAUUUACCACGUGAAUCUCGGUUUAAGCGGGAUGCGGCUUCAAAGCAGUUGCCAGUGUUCAUUCCGGGGGGACUUGAUCAGAAUCCUCCAUCUGGGUCUGGUUUAAAGUAGUGAUUAGGUGAUCAAGUAUAGGAUUCUGACUCUGAAUGCUUGGUACCUCCUCCAAACAUUAAGUUUUGGUGAGCUGAGAAAUCUGAAGUUGCUUGCGGACACACGAUGAUUGCAAUUUGUGCUGCUGACCAGUUCAUUCCGGUGCAUUUACUGACAGAUUUAUCUGUUAGCAUCAUGAUGUAUUUACUCUGUUCAGAUUUGUUAAUGAGGAAGUGCUCGGGGAUAUUUCUACCCUCGUCCAAACCGAAGUUAUUUGGCGGCCGCAUGUUGUAACGUCAUCAGCAUUGAGAUAUUCAGGGCCAAGUUUUAUGUUUGUCUCUGGUGAGCAGGUGCGACUGUCGUCUUUACUAUUUAAUCUUGUUUGUACAUGUAGAGAACAACCCAUCCAGGCAUGGGAGAACUUCUUCUGCUUUCAUCUGAUAGGUGUAGGUUGGCUAUUCCUCGUGAAUGUAACUGGUACUCCAUUAAUCGACUUUUGCUGCAGCUUUAGGACCAACAUUUGCUUGGUUCCUUCAAGUGUACCCAAUAUGCAUAUUCUCGAGCGAUGAUUUCAAAUUCUCA